AUGCUGAUCUACACCAAUCACAAUGCUCCUAUGUUUAAGUUAAUAAGAAUCUCAUUGAAAGAUAAAUCAAUUAAAGAAGUCAUACCUGAAAAUCCUCAUCACUUGUUGUACUCGGCUACGCCAGUUGCCAACGAUCGCCUUGUUGUCAUCUAUAUUGAAGAUGUAAAGCAUUCCUUGUACGUGCAUGAUCUCAACACGGGGUCACGACUAUAUUCGAUCCCACUAAAAAUGGGGGAAAUUUCCAUUUCUUCCGCUAAGAAAAAAUACGCUGAAAUGUUUCUCUGUUUCGAAUCUUUUUUGGUCCCCACCAUCGUCUACCGUCUGGAUUUUGCAGCCGCUGACAGGGAUGUCGCACCAGAGUUACAGGAAUUACGACGAGUUCGUGUACCUGGAAUGGAUGAAGAAGAUUUCGCGGUGCGGCAAGUAUUUUACGAGAGUAAGGACAAAACUAAGAUCCCCAUGUACAUCAUUUCAUUGAAAGCAGCGCAGAGGAACGGUGAUAGCCCAACAAUACUGUAUGGCUAUGGAGGGUUCGGUACCUCUAUGAUGCCGGGACUUGCCCUUGAUCGACUUUUUUUUGCGAGACACUUCAAUGGUUACAUGGCAUGGGCUAAUCUUCGUGGCGGAGGGUAA
Messenger RNA from Cooperia oncophora, 633 nucleotides. NCBI's taxonomy places the organism in Eukaryota, Metazoa, Nematoda, Chromadorea, Rhabditida, Trichostrongylidae. The record is from the annotation of a GenBank genome assembly.